AUGCGUUAUGCAAAGGUUUAUGCUCCGGCUUUAUUAAUCCACCAAAGUGACUAUUGGGUAAAUGUUUCAGUGUGGGCGGGGGCGUUGAGCGCCGCGAUCUCUCGUGGUUCAGCACCGCUGGUUGUGGGUGCGUGUCGUCGUGGCAAUACGAGGCUUACGGCGGUGAUUGGUGGCCUUGUGCUGGCUCUGGCGUCGCUCUUCACCUCGUUCGCCGUCCAGAUGCAUCAAGUGCUCCUUAGCUACGGCCUGGUGCUGGGCACAGGAGCUGGCCUUGUGAGGGAAACCGCCAGUCUGGUAUUGGGCAAUUACUUCAGAAAACGGCGAGAGUUCGUCGAGAUGGUGGUGCAGGCUGGCACCGGCGUGGGAAUAGUGCUCUUCAGCGUCGUCUACAAAGAAGCAGUCGGGAAGCUGGGCUGGCGACCGGGACUUCAAUCGGUAACCGGAGCGCUCUCGUUGGCCUUCUUUCUGGGGCUGAUUUACCGGAGUGCCUCGCUGUACCACCCUCAACGGCGAGCCAUACUGCAUCUAAAGAAUCAGCGCAACAAAGUCAAAGAGAAGAAAUCCGCGACCAAGAUACCAAGGCAGCCGUUGGUCGACCUGAGUCCUCUGGGAUCGCGUCCUGUGAGAAUGCUCAUGCUGGCUGCCGGUGCUGCUGGUUUCGGUCUUUACACCCCCGCCUUCUAUAUCGCUCUGCAAGGCUACCAGGAUGGAUUAGAGGCCAGCGCCUUGGUACUGCUACAGACCUUUCUAGGCCUGGCGGCGGCACUCGGAUGCGCGGCUUUGGGAGUAGUUAUCGUCAGACCUUCCGCUCAGUGCCUAGUGUCCAGGCAAUAUCUCUGUCAAGCGGCACUCAUUGGGGUUGCCGUAGCUCAAGUGGCGCUUGGUAGCGUGCAAGGUUAUCACGGACUUGUGCUGGCCUCCGCACUUUAUGGCGCCUCGCUCGGCGGUACGCUUUAUUCCCUGAAGAUGCUGGCGCUGGAGAGGUUGCGAGCGAGACACUUUGCCAGAUCGUGGGCUUUGGUGCAAGCCGCGGAAGCCCUGCCCAUCCUUCUUGGAGUUCCUCUCACAGGUUACAUGAACGCGAGCAGCCCGCGAGUGGGUUACUACGCGUGCACGCUGAGUUCCUUGUGCGGCGCGGCGCUCCUCUUCCUGGUCGGCUGGGGACGGCAGCCAGCAUCGCCGGUUCUACCAGGACCGCGUCUUUCGAGCCUUGGCAUCGUACCGCCGCCACCGCCAUGCGCGUGCCCGCCACCACCGCGGCCCCGGCUGCCCAAGUCGCAGGCCCUACACGUGCCGCUGGACGUCGAAGACGGUAUGCGCGAACGCGAGUUCGUCGAGCGGGUGCAUCACGACCACCACCCGAUCGUCGACCACUACUGCCAUCCGCAGUUCCAUACGCCGCUGAGACCCAGCAAAAGCGUGCCAGAGGGCCUCGGCCAUCAGGACCCGUACCGGACCCGGCCGCGACGUCACCGUGACAUUACCGUCAUAGAACAGAUUACCACCAGCGUGUAAGACGAAGGGGUUUACCCGACCCCGUCGGCGCGUCAUUAGGCUACUGGGAACCAGA
Mycetomoellerius zeteki is the source of this 1570-nucleotide messenger RNA. Its product is annotated as monocarboxylate transporter 4-like. Bases 1 to 1515 code for a protein of 504 amino acids. The transcript has 6 exons. The record is from RefSeq and is a predicted model, not a curated record. Gene Ontology annotation, molecular function: transmembrane transporter activity. Lineage: Eukaryota; Metazoa; Arthropoda; Insecta; Hymenoptera; Formicidae. Gene Ontology annotation, biological process: transmembrane transport.